AUGGCUCGUCAACUUGUUGUUCUUGCCCUUGUUUUUGUUGCCAUAAGUGGCAUUGCCAUGGCUGAAGAGGCUCCAUCUGCAUCUCCAGAAUCAUCUGCAUCACCAAAAUCAUCUCCAAAAUCACCAUCUCAUUCACCAAAAUCAUCUCCAUCACCAAAAUCAUCUUCAUCAUCACCAUCUUCAUCACCAAAGUCAUCUCCAUCUCCAUCACCAAAAGCAUCUUCAUCACCAGCAUCAUCUCCAUCACCAAAAUCAUCUUCAUCACCAGCAUCAUCUCCAUCACCAAAAUCAUCUCCCGCCCCAUCAACCCACUCUUCUCUCUCCUCUCCUCCUUCACCUUCCCCAUCAUCCGAUGAGACUAAAGUCGCAACCCCACCAGCUCCAGGCAGCAACCCCAUCGAGCUCUAUGCACCUGAACCCGCACCCUUUGACGCCUUCUCACCGGAGGCCGACCCCGCCGACAUUGCCAAUGGUGCCGCCGCUCGUCAAAUCUCUGCUGCCCUCGUUGCCACCGUUGCUGCUGCUGGCUUCUUUGCCUUCUAA
Vigna radiata var. radiata (mung bean) is the source of this 543-nucleotide messenger RNA. RefSeq names its product classical arabinogalactan protein 6-like. NCBI's taxonomy places the organism in Eukaryota, Viridiplantae, Streptophyta, Magnoliopsida, Fabales, Fabaceae. The record is from RefSeq and is a predicted model, not a curated record. Bases 1 to 543 code for a protein of 180 amino acids. The transcript has a single exon.